This is a messenger RNA of Teleopsis dalmanni, 11985 nucleotides long. RefSeq names its product neurobeachin (gene rg). The record is from RefSeq and is a predicted model, not a curated record. The coding region runs from base 27 to 10865 and encodes 3612 amino acids. The transcript is spliced from 30 exons. Gene Ontology annotation, molecular function: protein kinase binding. NCBI's taxonomy places the organism in Eukaryota, Metazoa, Arthropoda, Insecta, Diptera, Diopsidae. Gene Ontology annotation, biological process: intracellular protein localization. Gene Ontology annotation, cellular component: membrane; cytosol.
UUCAGCUCGUGGGUGGCGAAUUUGACAUGGAAUUAAAUUUUGUCAUACAGGAUGCACAGAAUAUAAAACACAUGCUAGAAUUACUGGAUCAUUGUCCAUCUAACUUACAGGCUGAGAUCUGGAGUGUGUUUAUUGCGAUUUUACGCAAGAGUGUUCGCAAUUUACAGGCAUGCACGGACGUUGGAUUAAUCGAGCACGUACUUGUGAGACUGCAAUGCUCGGAAACGGUUGUGGCAGAUUUGCUUAUCGAGAUGCUUGGUGUCUUGGCCAGCUACAGCAUAACAGUUAAAGAACUAAAAUUACUCUUCGGCACAAUGAAGGCGUUUAAUGGCAAAUGGCCACGUCACUCCGCCAAACUACUGAAUGUACUCCGUCAAAUGCCACAUAGAAAUGGGCCAGAUGUGUUCUUUAGUUUUCCAGGACGCAAAGGAUCGGCGAUGGUAUUGCCGCCGUUAGCUAAGUGGCCAUACGAAAAUGGUUUUACAUUUACGACGUGGUUUCGCCUGGAUCCAAUUAACUCUGUGAAUAUCGAACGUGAGAAGCCAUACCUUUAUUGUUUUAAAACAUCGAAAGGGAUUGGCUACACUGCCCACUUUGUUGGCAAUUGCCUUGUACUCACAUCGAUGAAAGUCAAAGGCAAAGGAUUUCAGCAUUGUGUAAAAUAUGAGUUCCAGCCAAGAAAGUGGUAUAUGAUUGCGAUAGUGUACAUAUAUAAUCGUUGGACAAAAAGCGAAAUAAAGUGCCUGGUAAAUGGACAAAUGGCGUCCAGUACUGAAAUGGCGUGGUUCGUUUCAACGAAUGAUCCAUUUGAUAAAUGUUAUAUUGGUGCCACGCCAGAAUUGGAUGAAGAACGCGUAUUUUGUGGUCAAAUGUCAGCAAUAUACCUAUUCAGUGAAUCACUGACUGCGCAUCAAAUCUGUGCUAUGCACCGCCUAGGGCCAGGAUAUAAGUCACAAUUCCGCUUCGACAACGAGUGCUACCUGAACCUGCCGGACAAUCAUAAAAGGGUGAGUCAAAUCAGCAGUACACAUGCAGAGCAAGAGGCUCAAGCCAUCGAUUGGGCAGAUGAAAAGCUUGAUCUGAAUGCAACAUUUGCUAAGAUACGCGCUGUUGUAGUAGCACGUAAUGCUUCCACAAAUGCUGUAUUGAAUGCCUUAGGGGGCGUGGUCGAUAAACAAGCACAUACAAAUACUACUCUUACUACUACUGCUACUACUCCCAGUACACCUACUACACCAACUACAUUACCAGCAAGUGCAACAGGCAAUGUCACUAGCGAAGGCACUAAAGUCGUUACUGAUCCUUUAAGUCAUUUGCCCACAGCAAAUGUGUCCUUUGAACAACUGAGACGGAGUUCAUUGAUAUCCAACGCCAGCGGCGAGUUAUCGAGAAGUUUUGCCGGCGAAACGGAAGAAAUUAAUCAGCUUAAAGCUGUAUUGUACGACGGCAAACUAUCGAAUGCCAUCGUCUUCAUGUACAAUCCUGUGGCAACCGAUGGUCAACUGUGUUUGCAGUCAUCCCCCAAAGGAAAUGUUUCAUAUUUUGUACAUACGCCGCAUGCACUUAUGUUACAGGAUGUUAAGGCUGUUGUUACACAUUCAAUACACUGCACACUAAAUUCCAUUGGUGGUAUACAAGUGCUCUUUCCGUUAUUUUCACAAUUGGAUAUGGCGCAUGAGGGCAUCAGCGAUAUCAAACGUGAUCCAAGUCUGUGUUCUAAGCUGCUGGGUUUCAUCUGUGAAUUGGUGGAAACAUCACAGACUGUGCAACAACACAUGAUACAGAAUCGUGGUUUCUUGGUAAUAUCCUUUAUGCUGCAGCGCUCCUCACGAGAACAUCUGACGCUCGAGGUUUUAGGCUCCUUUCUGAAUUUAACAAAAUAUUUAGUGACAUGUCUGUCCACGAAUAGUGAUUUGCUGUUGAAGCAGUUGUUUUGUUUCUCAUUUCUCACAUGGCAGUUGCUAGAUCAUGUGCUCUUCAAUCCGGCCUUGUGGAUUUAUACGCCAGCCAAUGUACAGGCGCGACUCUACUCAUAUCUAGCCACAGAGUUCCUUAGUGAUACACAAAUCUAUAGUAAUGUACGACGUGUUAGUACAGUACUCCAGACAGUGCAUACUCUCAAGUAUUAUUACUGGGUUGUGAAUCCACGCGCGAAGAGCGGCAUCAUACCAAAAGGUUUAGAUGGUCCUCGACCCGCACAAAAGGAUAUAUUGGCAAUACGCGCUUAUAUUUUAUUGUUUCUAAAACAAUUGAUCAUGAUUGGUAAUGGUGUCAAAGAGGAUGAAUUGCAAAGCAUUUUAAAUUAUUUGACAACUAUGCAUGAGGAUGAAAAUCUUCACGAUGUUCUGCAAAUGUUAAUUUCGCUUAUGUCUGAGCAUCCCAGUUCAAUGGUACCUGCAUUCGAUGUUAAACAUGGAGUUAGAAGUAUUUUUAAGUUAUUGGCCGCCGAAAGCCAGUUGAUACGUUUACAAGCUCUUAAAUUACUUGGUUUCUUCUUAUCCCGCAGCACACAUAAACGAAAGUAUGAUGUUAUGUCACCGCACAAUUUAUAUACGCUAUUAGCUGAACGUCUGCUGCUGUAUGAAGAGUCCUUGUCAUUGCCAACAUACAAUGUGCUUUAUGAAAUUAUGACAGAACAUAUAUCACAACAAAUUUUGUAUACGCGACAUCCCGAACCAGAGACCCACUAUCGCUUAGAAAAUCCAAUGAUUUUGAAAGUCGUUGCUACACUUAUACGUCAAUCAAAACAAACAGAGUCACUCAUCGAUGUGAAAAAGCUUUUCCUGUCCGAUAUGACUUUACUUUGUAAUAGUAAUCGUGAAAAUCGUCGUACUGUCUUACAGAUGUCAGUUUGGCAAGAGUGGCUGAUAGCAAUGGCCUACAUACAUCCCAAGAAUACAGAAGAACAGAAGAUCUCCGACAUGGUAUAUUCUCUAUUUCGUAUGUUACUGCAUCAUGCCAUCAAGCAUGAAUACGGUGGUUGGCGCGUUUGGGUAGAUACAUUAGCGAUAGUACAUUCUAAAGUUUCAUAUGAAGAAUUCAAGCUACAAUUUGCGCAAAUGUAUGAACAUUACGAACGACAACGCACAGACAACAUUACAGAUCCCGCAUUGCGACAAGCGCGCCCCAUAAGCACAAUCAGUGGUUGGGAGCGUGAGGAACAACAUCAACUGCAGCACCAGCAUAAAGAGCAUCAACAACUUGCUGCCGUUAAAGACUCAAUUUCAGUUGCCUCAUUAGAAGAUGUACCACCAGUGGAAGAAGAAGUUGAAGGUGAAGAUACUGAGGUAAUCAUACAAGAAGUGAACGAGGUAGAAGAGGAACAUAAAAGAGUGACAUGUGCCUGCACUGAUGAAAAUAGUAGUGACUCUGUUAAACAGAAUGUUCCAGAGAAAGAAACUGAACUGGAAAAUAAAGUGAUGGAAUCUACGAAAUCAACAAUAUCAAAUAUAUCUGAUGUCUAUAAUGAGCACAUUAAAUCAGAAGUCAUAGUUACCGCAGUUAACUGCAAUGGUAAUGCCUCCUCUACCUCUACUGCUACGAGUGCGACAAGCUCUCCAACCAAACUAAGCCCGCAGGAAGCACUACAGCAGACUUUAAACAUUGCACAUGAAGAUAUUGAAGAACUAGAACUAGCAACUCUAACAGACACCCUCGAUGCCGAAGAGCACAUAAAACAAGUACUGAGCACUUCAGAGCAAGCACUACAAGACUGUAAAUUAGUUGCAGAUGAACUGCAAGAAUCAUCUUCAGUGCUUAAGGAUGAAGAAAUCGAGCUGGCUGUAAACGAGGUGGUUCAAGGUGUUUUGAAAAAUGAAAAGAAGCAAUCAAAAGAGCCGUCCGCAGUCGACACUGCUCAAAACGAUAACGACAAUGUUAGCCUUUUGAAUAGUAAAAACUUGCUGAACAACAACACCGAUGAAGUAACAGAAACUAUAGAGCUUAUAGCUAACAAAAAUGAAAUCGAUAAUACCACCGCCCUAUUAGAGACACCGGUAAUUGAUACACAAAAGACUGAAGUAACACAAAAUGAAGAGAACACGCUAAACAACAAUAACACAAACGAAAGAAGUACAGAGUUAACAAUAAUAGCCAAUAUGCCGAAAGAAGAUGAAAUGGACGUUAGUUCGUCCCUUUCUACAACAAUUGAGACAACGGAAGAAAUAACCUCCAUGAGCCCUGAAACAACAGUAUCAAGUGCGUCCAUAACGGAAGACAAUCUGCUAAACCUUCAGGACGAUGCAGAUAUCAAGGAAGUGGAAACAGUCGUGAGAGAUGUAUUAGAUACAGUUAUAGACAGUGUAAUAGACGCGAUAGUUGUAGAUGAAAUCAAGGAGAAAAAUAAUAAUGAAAUAAAAGAAAAUGAUGGAAGUAAUACAGAUACCGUAGCAGCGGAAGCUGUUGCUGCGCCAGAAAAGGAAGUAGCAAAGCAAAUUGUAGAUGAUGUCCUAUUAACUGCACUAGAGCAAACAAAUAAUAUUACAGAUGAAGGUAUUUUGAACGAUGUUGACAAAGUAGAAACUGAAGUAGAGAAUAUAGUCGAAGCCAAUGAAAGUAAAGAAGUUGUUACAGAUAUAGUUGACACUAUAGUAGAGAACUUAGUUGAUUGCACCAUAAAUGAUUUGAAAGAGCAAAAAGCAGUAGUGGAAACAAUCACAUUAGAAGAAACUGAAAUGUUAGAACCAACUGAAAAUUUGAUUGAAACAGAAAGCAUAGUAAACCCAGAACUGGAUGCCAAACCAGCAUUUGUUAGAGAAGUUGAUUCCACUACACAAACUACACCGAAAAACUAUGCGAAUGACAGCAAUGGUUUGGAAAUGAAUCAAGUUGUCGAAAUAGUCCAACAAACAGAGGAAGAGACCCAAACCACACAAGAAGAACUUCAAGAAGAACAUUCAGAUGCGACGACGGAUCGUAAUGGCCAGCAACAGACUGCGAGCACACAAGUCGAAAAUAAUCACUUUGAAAACAAACAACAACGUUCAAAAUCAGGUUCAACACGACCUAUGUUCAGUCCCGGACCCACGCGUCCACCCUUCCGCAUACCAGAAUUCAAGUGGUCCUAUAUACAUCAGCGUUUGCUAUCGGAUGUGCUCUUCUCACUGGAAACUGACAUACAAGUGUGGCGUAGUCAUUCGACUAAGAGCGUUUUGGAUUUCGUUAACUCCAGCGAAAAUGCUAUUUUUGUCGUCAACACAGUGCAUUUGAUAUCGCAACUGGCGGAUAAUUUGAUAAUCGCUUGUGGUGGUUUAUUGCCACUACUGGCGAGUGCUACAUCUCCAAAUUCUGAACUCGAUGUACUGGAACCCACGCAAGGCAUGCCGCUUGAAGUUGCCGUUUCAUUUCUACAGCGUCUCGUCAAUAUGGCGGAUGUGUUAAUAUUUGCGACUUCAUUAAAUUUCGGCGAGCUGGAAGCUGAAAAGAAUAUGUCCAGUGGCGGAAUAUUGCGACAAUGUCUGCGUUUGGUAUGCACGUGCGCAGUCCGUAACUGUCUUGAAUGCAAGGAACGUAGUCGUUACACUGUUGGUGCAAUAACGCGUGAUAUGCCCGGAGCAGCACAUUUACAAGCACUGAUACGUGGUGCACAAGCUUCGCCUAAGAAUAUUGUUGAGUCAAUAACAGGUCAAUUAUCCCCAGUCAAGGAUCCGGAGAAAUUAUUACAGGAUAUGGACGUUAAUCGUUUGAGAGCGGUUAUAUACCGUGAUGUGGAGGAAACAAAACAGGCUCAAUUCCUUUCACUAGCAAUUGUUUAUUUUAUUUCUGUUCUGAUGGUCUCAAAGUACAGAGACAUAUUGGAACCACCUGCAGAACCACAGAUACAACGUCAAUCACCAGUGAUGCAGCGUACAACUGGCGAACCCCCAGCUCGUCCCUUGUUUCCUCAAUGGUCGCAUCAUGUAUAUCCACAAUUUUUGCCUGGUUCACAUCAAAAUCAUGUAGCAGCUACAACAACUGCAACAAAUAUGCAACAUCAGCAACAACAACAACAACAGCAGCAACAUUAUUAUCAACAACAACAACAACAACUUGCCUCGCCACCACACCAACAAUUACAACAGCAACAGCAUAAUCUCAAUCAUCAUCAUCACCCACACCAAACAUACUAUCAGCAACAUAAUCACUUGAAUAGCAAUCAUUAUGCUGGCAACAUCUCACCGCCGCUAGCAACACAAUCAACAAGUUCCUCAACAUCAUCCUCAGCAACAUCACAACCAGCCUCCUCCUCAUCGCUAUCGAGUUUAGCCUCACAACCACAUCAUCAUCAGCAACAACAACAACAGCAGCAGCAACAACAACAACAUCGACACGGACAAAAACAUCAUUAUCAUCAGCAACAACAAAAUACGAGCCACUUUAGUAUGAUAAACAACGCGAAUCAAAUGCUUAAUGGGAAAAUGUCUAAUGCAGCAACAACAACAACAACGCAUAAUCACCAGCAACAUUUCAGUAGUAAUGCAGCAGGCGCAGCUGUUGCAACUGAUAUUAAUGGCUCCACUAAUGGUGGCUACCAUUAUAUGACACGACCUAUGCAUGGAACGGUGCAGCCGAUGAUGAAUGGCGGCUCACAUCAGAAUGGUGUUGUCGUGGAUUACCACACACACGGCAUGCUUAAUGGCGGCACUAACAAUAAUAGUAGUGGAAACCUUGGAAUCGGUGCUGGUAGCGUUGGUGCACCAAUGAUGAAUAAUAUGCGUAAUAUGCGUAAUGGUCAUGCAACAACGGCAACAACUGGUACUACAACUAUGGGCACUGGUCUGGGUGUAGGCGUUGGAGUAGGCGUUGGUGUCGGUGUCGGUGGUGGGUUGCCAUAUAAAAAUAAUGGCAUUAAUAACAAUUAUCGCUUUAAUGGACGCACAUCCGCUGGAACAGGCUCUCGUGCCAUACAAGAUGGUGACUACGAAAUAAUUGUAGUUGAUGAGAAUAAUCCGUCUGUGCUUGCAGAUAAUGAUUCGCAUUCGAGUGGACCUCCUUCAAUUAAGGUUGGACAGACGUUUAGUACAAAUACAACACAAUUUACAACAACGACUCCAACCACAACAACAACAAAUGCUUAUAACACCAAUACAACUUUAAAUACACCAACAACAACAACAAUGUCGACGAGUAGUAAAAUUAUAAAUAAAUUACAACAACAGCCCCUGUCACCACCCAAACCAGUGGUGCCACAAAAAUUGCCAAAGAGUGUUGACUCCGAUGUUGGCUCAUUGAAUAUGAAUUCAACUGAAAAUGAAGUUCCUGAAGUGGAGUCAUCGAGUGAAAUAAUGGUCGAUGACAACAAACCCACAAACUCGAAUGACGAAAGUUGGACAGAUGUCAAUUUAAAUGAAGAUGCCGGUGUACAAGCAAAUGUGGGUGGCAUGAUUGUAGGCAGCGGUGUUUCAUCGAAUGAUGUCAAAUUGCGUAGUCUUGAUGGCAUGCCACAUGCACCACAGCAGUCACAACAACAGCAAACACAGACACAUCAUCAUAGCGCAAAUGAACGUGGUGAUAAACCAGAUUCUGAAAUAUCUGUUGUGCGAGUACCGGACAAUUAUGGCUCUUCAUCUGGUGGUGCGACGAACAAUGGAAGUCAACGUACACGUCCCGAUGACUUGCCGAUGAAACCACAACUUGUAUCACAACUACCUAUGACUACACCGUCACGAGAGGCUAGCUUAACACAAAAACUAGAAGUAGCGCUCGGUCCAGUAUGUCCGUUGCUGCGUGAAAUAAUGGUUGAUUUUGCACCGUUCCUUUCGAAAACUUUGGUAGGCUCACACGGCCAGGAGUUGCUAAUGGAAGGCAAAGGCCUAACUACAUUUAAGAAUUCACAGUCUGUUGUAGAGUUGGUCAUGUUAUUGUGCUCGCAAGAAUGGCAGAAUAGUUUGCAAAAACACGCUGGACUUGCCUUUAUCGAAUUAAUUAAUGAGGGUCGUCUACUCUCCCACGCUAUGAAGGAUCACAUCGUGCGAGUUGCCAAUGAAGCGGAGUUCAUACUUAAUCGUAUGCGUGCAGAUGAUGUAUUGAAACACGCUGACUUUGAAUCACAAUGUGCGCAAACAUUGUUAGAACGCCGGGAAGAGGAACGCAUGUGUGACCACUUAAUAACUGCCGCUCGUCGACGCGACAAUGUCAUCGCUUCCCGUUUGCUUGAGAAAGUGCGUAAUAUUAUGUGCAAUCGCCACGGGGCUUGGGGUGAUUCCAGUGGUUCUGUGCAAAAGCAAACUUAUUGGAAACUAGACGCUUGGGAAGAUGACGCACGUAGACGUAAACGCAUGGUGCAAAACCCACGUGGUUCAUCACAUCCGCAAGCGACUUUAAAAGCAGCUCUUGAAAACGGUGCACCUGAAGAUGCUAUAUUGCAAACCAGAGAUGAAUUCCACACGCAAAUAGCAGUUUCGCGAGCACAUCAGUCUACACAGCACAAUGCUGACUUAUUGGAUGACGCUGAGUUACUGAUUGAAGAUCGUGAACUAGAUUUAGAUCUAACUGGUCCUGUGAAUAUAAGCACAAAAGCCAAACUCGUGGCUCCUGGCAUAGUGGCACCAGGUACUGUGUCCAUUACUAGCACUGAAAUGUUCUUCGAAGUAGAUGAAGAUCACUUGGAGUUCCAAAAAAUUGAUCCCGAAGUGUUAAAAUACUGUGAUCACCUGCAUGGUAAAUGGUAUUUUUCUGAAGUGCGUGCUAUUUUCUCGCGGCGUUACCUGCUACAAAAUGUCGCUUUGGAAAUUUUCUUGGCCAGUCGCACUUCAAUCUUAUUCGCUUUCCCCGAUCAGCACACGGUCAAAAAGGUCAUUAAAGCGCUGCCACGUGUUGGUGUUGGCAUAAAGUAUGGCAUACCACAAACUAGACGAGCUUCGAUGAUGUCGCCACGUCAGUUGAUGCGUAACUCAAAUAUGACACAAAAGUGGCAGCGCCGCGAAAUAUCGAAUUUUGAGUACUUAAUGUUCCUGAACACGAUUGCAGGGCGCACAUACAACGACUUAAAUCAAUAUCCAAUAUUCCCUUGGGUGCUAACUAACUAUGAUACAAAAGAACUGGACUUGAGUUUACCUUCGAAUUAUCGCGAUCUCUCGAAACCGAUAGGUGCAUUAAAUCCCUCUAGACGUGCAUAUUUUGAAGAAAGGUAUGAAAGUUGGGAAAGUGAUAGCAUUCCACCAUUCCACUAUGGCACACACUACUCAACCUCAAGUUUCACUCUCAACUGGCUAGUGCGUGUCGAACCAUUUACGACAAUGUUUUUAGCGCUACAAGGUGGCAAAUUUGACUAUCCAGAUAGACUAUUCUCUUCCAUUUCAUUAUCGUGGAAAAACUGCCAACGUGACACUUCGGAUGUAAAGGAACUUAUACCAGAAUGGUAUUUCCUACCCGAAAUGUUUUACAAUUCUUCCGGUUAUCGACUUGGCCAUCGUGAAGAUGGUGCACUCGUUAACGAUGUGGAGCUGCCACCUUGGGCAAAGAGUGCCGAGGAAUUUGUGCGCAUCAACCGCAUGGCCUUAGAAUCGGAAUUCGUCUCGUGCCAAUUACAUCAAUGGAUCGACAUAAUAUUUGGCUACAAGCAACGUGGACCUGAAGCUGUGCGUGCUACUAAUGUUUUCUAUUAUUUGACUUAUGAGGGCAGUGUGGACUUAGAUGGCAUAACAGAUGCAGUCAUGCGUGAAGCAGUAGAAAAUCAAAUUCGCAAUUUCGGACAGACACCAAGUCAGCUUCUGAUGGAACCACAUCCACCACGUAGUUCAGCAAUGCAUCUGUCACCUAUGAUGUUUAGUGCUAUGCCUGAUGACUUAUGUCAAAUGCUUAAAUUUUACCAAAAUUCACCGAUAAUACAUAUUUCGGCCAAUACCUAUCCGCAACUAUCGCUGCCAUCUGUGGUAACAGUAACUGCCGGUCAUCAGUUCGCAGUCAAUCGUUGGAAUUGCAACUACACCGCAUCCGUCCAGAGUCCCAGCUAUGCAGACACACCACAAACAGCAGGAUCCAAUCAGCCACUAACGGUGGAUCCAGUUUUGUCUGCACAAAACACGGGUCAUAACAAUCCAAUGAACCGUCGGCAUUUGGGCGAUAAUUUUAGUCAAAUGCUGAAAAUACGCGCCAAUUGCUUUGUGACGACUGUCGAUAGUCGCUUCCUGAUCGCUUGCGGUUUCUGGGAUAACAGCUUCCGUGUAUUUGCAACCGAAACAGCAAAAAUUGUACAAAUCGUUUUUGGUCACUUUGGAGUUGUUACUUGCUUGGCGCGCUCAGAGUGCAACAUAACCUCAGAUUGUUACAUUGCAUCUGGUUCUGCAGAUUGUACAGUAUUACUUUGGCAUUGGAAUGCGCGUACGCAGAGUAUUGUGGGCGAGGGGGAUGUGCCUACGCCACGCGCCACUUUGACAGGACAUGAACAGGCUGUGACAUCGGUUGUGAUUAGUGCAGAACUUGGUUUAGUUGUGUCUGGAUCAACAAAUGGCCCUGUACUUAUACAUACGACUUUUGGUGAUCUGCUACGUUCACUUGAUCCCCCUAUGGAUUUCUACUCACCUGAACUCAUUACCAUGUCUCGUGAGGGUUUCAUAGUUGUCAAUUAUGAUAAAGGAAAUGUUGCAGCCUACACCAUCAAUGGAAAGAAAUUAAGACAUGAGACUCAUAAUGAUAAUCUGCAUUGCAUGUUGCUCUCGCGUGAUGGUGAAUAUUUGAUGACUGCUGGCGAUAGAGGCAUUGUUGAGGUUUGGCGUACCUUUAACUUAGCUCCUUUAUAUGCGUUCCCUGCUUGUAAUGCAGCCAUUCGUUCACUGGCUUUGACGCAUGAUCAAAAAUAUCUCUUGGCUGGACUUUCGACUGGUUCUAUCAUUGUGUUCCAUAUAGACUUCAAUCGUUGGCAUCAUGAAUAUCAACAACGCUACUAAACUACUACAAUAAAAUACAGGCAAUCAAGGACUAAGUUCUAAAAGACAGAAUUGAAUUUGGUUUGGUUGUAAGCAAUACAAAUGAAUUUCCUGAAAAAAUAUGCAAUUCGUUAAUAGAGACAACCCUCAGACGUAAAAGCUAACAGACGUCUAACAGACGAAAUGUAGAAAUUGAAAUAAAGCUGGAAUAUGGAGUAUUAAAACUAGCACGAAGUACUUAAGAAACAAUUAUAUUAUAAAUUAAUGACAAGGUAGAAGUUAAAUAAUAUGUUUGUAUUUUAUUUUGAAAAUUAAGAAAAAAACAGAUCAUUUAAAGCAAAUUUUAUUGAAAUUAUAAUUUUAUUUACAAUUUUUAGGCUAGAAUUUAUGCAGUUUUCCAAACAAAAUGUUUUGUAGCGUUUAACGAUUACUUUUGUGGUCUUGAAAAUGCGCUAAAAAUAUUAUAGAAUUUAAAUUAAUUAAUUAAUUAUAAAAAUAAAAGAUAGUUUAAAACGGCGAGUACAGUUAAUUAGUAUUUAAACAUUGAGAAAAAAGUAGUAAAAAAGCAAAACAAAAAAAACAAUAAAUUGUUAAAUUAAAGCGUUUAUAAAAUGGAACUAAGCGGCCAAAAUUAGAAAAACAAAAAUCACAAAAGGUAACCCUUAAGAAAAAAUACUAAAAAAAAUUACUAAAGUAGUAGAUUUCUUAAUCUAGUAAUGUUGUUAAAGGAACGCGGGCAAUGCAGCUUAACGAAUUAUACGCUAGUCUAGUAAACGAAACAAGUUAGUCAGUUUUUUAUGCAAUGUAAAUAAAAAAUGGCGCAUUUCACUUUUAUUCAAUUUGAAGUGGUUUUUUUCUGUUUUGUUUCUCAUUUUUUAUUAAAAGUAGUAGUAAAAAUUUGAUAGCACUUUAACUGACGUCCAUUUGUGUAACAUAAUUUCUAUUAAAAUUACAAACGUCCACACAUUAACUUCUUCCUCAUAAUUCCUUUAUAUGUGUUGUAAUAAUUUUCUUAGUCAUAAUUUGCAGUUUGCUGCCUUGAAAAGGAGCAAAGUGCCAAAGCGUAAAAUAUCCCUCCUUAUAGCGAAAGUUUAGAAAUUUUAAUUUAAAAGGACUUUGUUAGUAAAAAAUAUUGCUCCAC